Messenger RNA from Tarenaya hassleriana, 1520 nucleotides. RefSeq names its product heat stress transcription factor B-4. The transcript is spliced from 2 exons. The record is from RefSeq and is a predicted model, not a curated record. NCBI's taxonomy places the organism in Eukaryota, Viridiplantae, Streptophyta, Magnoliopsida, Brassicales, Cleomaceae. Gene Ontology annotation, cellular component: nucleus. Gene Ontology annotation, biological process: regulation of transcription by RNA polymerase II. Gene Ontology annotation, molecular function: RNA polymerase II cis-regulatory region sequence-specific DNA binding; DNA-binding transcription factor activity. The coding region runs from base 104 to 1228 and encodes 374 amino acids.
CCCCCCGCCACCAUUUUUAUCCCGAACCCACCAGCACCCAGACGAGCUCUCGCUGAUAUUGCGAAGUUUCUCUCUGAUCUCUCUCUCUGUCUCGGUGACAACGAUGAUGAUGAUGAUGGAGAGCUACGGGGGAGAAGAGAGGAUGGUGUUGACGGCGGAGACGGAGGCGGGAAAGGCGGUGCCGGCGCCGUUCCUGACGAAGACGUAUCAGCUUGUGGACGAUCCGACAACGGAUCAGAUCGUGUCUUGGGGAGAUGACGACUCCACUUUCGUCGUUUGGCGUCCUCCUGAAUUCGCCAGAGAUCUCCUCCCUAAUUACUUCAAACACAACAACUUCUCCAGCUUCGUCCGACAACUCAACACCUACGGUUUCAGAAAAAUUGUUCCGGACAGAUGGGAAUUCGCAAACGAGUUCUUCAAGAGAGGAGAAAAGCAUCUACUCUGCGAAAUCCACCGGAGAAAAACGGCUCAGUCGCCGCCACCGUCGCAACCGCCGUUUCACCACCACCAAUCGGCGCCGAUCCCCUUCGCCGGAGGCCCCUCCUUCUUCCCCUUUCAGCCACGUGUCACCCUAUCUACAGCCGCAGAUGACGUGGAUCUCUCGGGAGCUUACUGGUGCGACCCUCCGCCACCGCGCCACCACCACCACCACAGCAUCACCAGAAGCGGAGACAAUUCCUCCGCCGCCGCCGCGUACGACCGGAAAGUCACGGCCUUGACGGAAGACAACGAGAGAUUGCGGCGGAGCAACAGGCUACUCAUGUCGGAGCUCGCUCACAUGAAGAAACUCUACAACGACAUAAUCUACUUCGUUCAAAACCACGUGAAACCAGCCACGCCGAGCAACCCGUGCCCUUCCUCUCUUCUUAUGAAACAUCAGAAGCCCUCCUCGAACGAAUCCAUCGACUAUUACAAGACAUCGACGUCGCGGAAGAACAACCUCAAUAUCCACGUCAUGAACUCUUCUUCCUCUCCAACGAGCAACACAUCUCAGAGCUCCAUUACAGCCAUCGAUGACAGCAACAACGGCAAUGAGAGUGACAAUGAUAAGAACAACGGGGAGAUCCGCCAUGAAAGUACUUGCAGAAGGACGAAGCUUUUCGGUGUCUCCAUACCCUUGAUGAAGAAGAGAUCGCAUCAGUCGGAUCAUUUAAGGGUUGACCAGACGAGAAAAUCUCGAUUGGUUUUGGAGAAAUCCGAUCUUGGAUUGAACCUCAUGACACGUUGAUGAUGAUGAGUUCAUUAUCAGUCAUGUCACUUAAUUACCCUUUUUCUGUGAACUUAUAAUCAUCAGUAUUAUCGAAGGUUAUGAUCAUAUGAUAUAUAAUAUGGAUCAUAAUAUUCACAAAAAUCUUAUGUUUAUUUUUUAUCCUAAGCUUUUUUUUUUCAAUGUUCGUGGAGAUGAGAAUGUCAGAGAGGCAGUGUCCAUGUACAUAGGCUUUUAGGUCACUUUCUGUAUUUCAAAAUUUUCAUGCGUAUCGGACCGAUCCAGUAAUGCAGUCAAUGUCUCUUUUGUUUUU